Messenger RNA from Penicillium maclennaniae, 543 nucleotides. RefSeq lists its product as uncharacterized. Bases 1 to 543 code for a protein of 180 amino acids. The transcript has 3 exons. The record is from RefSeq and is a predicted model, not a curated record. Lineage: Eukaryota; Fungi; Ascomycota; Eurotiomycetes; Eurotiales; Aspergillaceae.
AUGGGGAUCCUCGACAGCGAGUCCCCGGAAUGGAAGGCUGCCUGGCCUCAGCUGGUCAAAGAUACGCAGAGGAUCAUCGACGCUGCCGGAGUCACGAUUUCCGGGCCCACUGAGGAUGAAGACAUCGUUACACCUCCACUUGUGAAUGAAAAGGAUGGAAUCAACAUUUGCGGUGCUGGCGAGGAGGCCUAUGAGCCUUUCAUACUCGUUCCAAAGGACCAGAAUCGAGGUGUCAACGGAUUGCAAUACUGCAAGACGGGUCGCCGGGAUUACGACGACGUGGUCACUUGCAUUCUACUCCGAGCCAAAAUGUUGGCCCCGAACUCUUUUUAUCUGUCUUCUGAUGGCUACUGGGAUGAAUGGAAGCCGGCACGAGAGAUCUAUCAAAAGAUUUGGCCGGACGCCUCAAUUGAGUGCCCUUUCAAUGAUGACGAAGAUGAAGGUGAGGAAAAUAGUGAAGGUGAGGAGCGGAGCAACGGAUCGGAAGAAGGGGGAAGCGACGAGGAACCCGAUAACAGGUCGGCACAUUAUCAUAUGCUGUGA